Orbilia oligospora ATCC 24927 is the source of this 2463-nucleotide messenger RNA. RefSeq lists its product as uncharacterized. The transcript is spliced from 2 exons. The record is from RefSeq and is a predicted model, not a curated record. NCBI's taxonomy places the organism in Eukaryota, Fungi, Ascomycota, Orbiliomycetes, Orbiliales, Orbiliaceae. Bases 1 to 2463 code for a protein of 820 amino acids.
AUGGAACAGCAGCAUCGGCAAGAGGCUGCUGGCCGUCGUGGCGAAAGGGAGUUAAAUCCCUUUCGCCACGUACAGCCGAAGCCUCCGGCCAAUGUAGGCACAGAGGAGUUCCGGCGAGAAAUGCUGCAGAUGGAGCAGCGUUUCGCACCUCGAGUCUCUGACUCGAGAACUCGCGCUCUCGAGCUAGAGCGCGAGUUAAACUCGGGGACACCAACUGGUGUCCCUGAGCCAGAGGGGUCCUCCCCAAGGACACCUCACCCAAAGCCAACACCAGGCCCACAGUUCCCUGGCUUAAGAACUGUGAUUCUUCCUGGGCCAGCUGCUGGACCAGGACCAAAGCAACGUUCGGGCCUCCUGGCAUCCGAUCCUUUGGAUCGGGUUGACAGGAGGUUACUCUCUCCAGAGCCAGCUUCAAUCGCGUUGCCAAUGUCCCCAACCAGUGCUGACGCUUCGAGGUUCUUGGUGUUAUAUUCACCAGUCGGUGAGGUCACCACCCCUCACCCAGUAUGGGCUGGCCCUGCCACUACGCCCGGUUUGUCAUCUGGACAAAUCACACCGCCGCCUCGUCCUACUCCUCCUCCAACAGCACCUCGCCGAAGCACUAGACGGGCUCCUCAAGAGUUCUCACGAACUCCAGCUCCUGUCCGAACUGGUAUCGAGGCAAGGGGGAUUGGUCUUCCACGCACUGCUCCACCAAAAAGACCGGUCUCUUAUCCUCAUACGGAUCAGUCGAGUGGUCAGCGUGUCGAGCAAGCUGGAUCUUCCACCACCCAACAACAAGGGAGCCGCCGAAUCACUCCAAUGUAUGUUUCUCCUCCCAUCGGCGGGACGACCUCUUCUCCAUUCGCGGUGGAUAUUCAGUCGGCUGGUGGAUCUUCCACACAACCAGUUCCGCGUCCUACGACCCAGUCGGUCUUUGAAAGUCUGAGUACGUCUUCUUUGACUCAAAAGAGCGGAAUGUCAACGGCACUGGCUACUCCACGUGGUUUUCAAUCUCCUGGGCGUCCAGAACCGCCCACAGCGAUGCCACUCUCAUUUCUGCCCCCAGAACAUGUGACAUCUUUCCCUGGUCUGAGAGCUGGCCAUAACGUUCGGGAUACUUUAAGGAAAGUUUCGGCUGAAACACCAAAAGGUGAUUCCGAAGGAGGCACUCCAGCAGAUUCCACCAUAAUCAGGAAAAAUCCUAUUACUUCAAGACCAGGACAACUUCAACAAGAGGAAGCUUCUGGGAGCAAGCUUGGGUUACCUACUAGGUUGAGUGGUCUUUACAGGGACCUUCGAGACCUUCAGGACGAUUCGCCGCUUGUUGGAAAGAGCAUUAAGGCAGCCUCAGCUAAAGAAAAGACGAAGGCCAUAGCUUCAAAGAGCCUCACACUCACGACAAAAGCUGGUACGAGUUCUCAAGAAUUACAUCCACUUGAUUCAUCUCCAAAAGCCCCUGAAUCGACUGCCAACCCACAAGCCCUUCACCCGGGGAACAUGAAUUCUGCUCGAGAUCCGCGUGGCUAUACCUCUGCCGGAGGCACACUUGACGAAACUCUUGAUUCCCUUGAGAGUCUUUGUGGCACUAUCAAGCGUAUCGAAUCUACAAUGAAGGACUACCGAAAAAAUCUCGAGGUCGACGCACAAGAACUUAAGCGUGAUCAGAAGUUCUUGCCGCAUCUCCAAGAUCGAAAUACCCAGGACGGGUCAGCCAGGUCUCAACAUUACCAUUCUGACCGGGUUGGGUCACUACUUCAAGAUUUCCGAAAGAAAGAAAGCCGCUAUCACAAAAGCCUCGAAAGCCUUAAUCGUCUGGACGAAGAUCCACUUCUCGAUCCUUCUGUUAGUAUUCCUAUCAUGGAUGGAGAAAAUGAAACCAAGCAACGGAUCGUCUUUCGAGGUCGACUACAUAUCCGCGACGUCCUGAAGAAGUUUGGAUACCGCGGAGGACCGGCUCGAUCUUUCUUAGAGCAGCUGGACAAAGGCAUCUGGAAACUAGAGCUCUCAAAAGCAAUUAUCGCUACGGAUCCCGGGAUUUCAGAAGGUAUUCAGAUCUUGAACGAACUAGGACAUCGGCCGAAGCAAGGUAGCGAAAUCGACUUUAAUGGAAUUGACCUGAACGAUCUUUCUUCUUUGCCAUGGGGUAAUUUUAGACUCAAGAGGCUAGGAGACACUAUCAUAAGAGAUAAGACAGGUGAAAUUGACCAUCUUCGCCGCAAAGACAAGGGGAAAGGUAAAGCAACCAUCCAGGACGAAAAGGAAACUGCGACUCCGGAAGCAAGCGCGGCUCAACCUUCUGGACGAACGCCAACUCCUACUAUCCCAGAUUCAGAUAGUGAAGCAGAAGCUGACUACGAAAAAACCUUCAUGACUGAUCCUGGGAUGACUCCUCGCUUGAAGAGUAGGCUUAGCCUGUUAGAGCAACGAGAAAAAUCCGAAAAAUCGAGCAAAGAUAGCUCCCGUCCAUUUCAUCGCAAGUAA